AUGUCUUCAAUUGCCAAACGUGAAUUUACUGAGCUUGCCAUUAUGUCUUCAAUUGCCAAACGUGAAUUUACUGAGCUUGCCAUUGAGUCUUCAAUUGCCAAACGUGAAUUUACUGAGCUUGCCAUUGACGGUAGCAACUAUUUGACUUGGGCCUUAGAUGUUGAAAUGCAUUUGACAUCAAAGAACUUAAAGCAAACUAUUGCUGAUGAGUCACAAAGCACUGAUGCCCAGAAGGCACAAGCUCUUAUUUUCCUACGCCACCAUUUGAAUAACGAUUUUAAAAAUGAGUAUUUGAUUGAAAAAGACCCACAUGCAUUAUGGAAGUCCCUGAAGGACCGAUUUGACCAACAACUAUCAAUUGUCCUCCCUCAGGCACAAUUUGACUGGCUGAAUCUGAGGUUUCAAGAUUACAAAUCUGUAAUUGAAUAUAAUUCAGCCUUGCACAAAAUUGUAUCACAGCUGAAGCUCUGCAAACAUGAAGUUUCAGAGUCUGAUUUAAUUGAAAAGACUUUUUCUACUUUUCAUGCGAGUAACCUUGUACUCCAGCAGCAGUACAGGGCUAAGAAUUAUGACAAACACUCUGAACUAAUUUCAGCACUUCUUGUGGCUGAAAAACAUAAUCAGUUGUUGAUGAAAAAUCAUAAUGCACGACCAGUUGGCUCUGCACCUGUGCCUGAAGCACAUAAUAUUGCCAAAGGGUGGAAAAAUAGAAGAGGUCGUGGUAAGGGUCGUGGUGGUAGACACGGUCGCGGUAAUCGUAGAGGUAUGGAACGUAUUGGUUUUGUCCCGGAAGGUCAAAGCUCAUACAAUCGCGGUAACCGUAGGGGUACAGAACGCAUUAUUCUUACCCAAGGAAAUCAAAACUCAUCAAAGAAAAACUCUGGUCAUAAACAGGUUUGCUACCGAUGCGGAUGUAGUGGGCACUGGUCCCGUACAUGCCACAUACCAAGGCAUUUGGUUAAUGCUUAUCAAAUGAUGAUGAAGAAAGAUGAUAAGCAACCAACAAAGAAUGAAUCUCAUCAUGCCAGUACCAGUUUGCCUGCAGCAAACGCGGUCAUAAAUAAUGAUGAUGAUGAUCUCCUGAUGAAUUAUGAAAUUGGAGAUUUUGAGCUUGAAGAAUAG
Messenger RNA from Ipomoea triloba (trilobed morning glory), 1122 nucleotides. RefSeq lists its product as uncharacterized. The record is from RefSeq and is a predicted model, not a curated record. The transcript has a single exon. Gene Ontology annotation, molecular function: nucleic acid binding; zinc ion binding. NCBI's taxonomy places the organism in Eukaryota, Viridiplantae, Streptophyta, Magnoliopsida, Solanales, Convolvulaceae. The coding region runs from base 1 to 1122 and encodes 373 amino acids.